Messenger RNA from Eutrema salsugineum, 932 nucleotides. RefSeq names its product GEM-like protein 7. The record is from RefSeq and is a predicted model, not a curated record. Lineage: Eukaryota; Viridiplantae; Streptophyta; Magnoliopsida; Brassicales; Brassicaceae. Bases 106 to 762 code for a protein of 218 amino acids. The transcript is spliced from 2 exons.
UCUCUCUCUCUCUCUCUCUCUCUCUCUCUCUCUCUCUCUCUCUCUCUCUCUCUCUUUCUCUCAAAAUCAAGAUCAAGAUCAAGUUCACUACUCAAAUCCUCCAAGAUGACAUUGAGCAGAGUUCACCAAGAAGUUACAGCAUUACCUGCAGUAAAGACUGCUCCAAUGGGUUACUUACCUGAUCCAGCUUCCAUCAACAAGCUCCAAAUCCCAACUUCUUCCAAGAAAUCUGAACAACAAAGCAAAGGAAAAUCGAUUCUGCGUAUGAAGAGAAGCGAUAGCUUCACGAGUGGCGCUAGAGAUCAGAGCAAGUUAGGACCAAAGCUAACCGAAACAGUCAAGAGAAAGCUAUCAUUAGGAGCUAGGAUCGUUCAAAUGGGAAGCUUAGAGAAGAUCUAUCAAAAGCUCUUCAGAGUUUGUGAUGAAGAGAAGUUGCUCAAGGCGUACCAAUGUUAUCUAUCUACAACAGCAGGUCCCAUCGCGGGCUUACUCUUCAUCUCAUCAAAGAAGAUUGCUUUCUGCAGCGAGAGAUCGAUCAAGGUGGCUUCUCCUCAGGGAGAUCUCGUCAGGGUUCACUACAAAGUGUCAAUCCCAUUGUGCAAGAUCAAUGGAGUGAACCAGAGUGUGAACACGAAGACGCCAUCUCAGAAGUACCUUCAAGUGGUCACGGUCGAUGACUUCGACUUCUGGUUCAUGGGCUUCUUGAGCUACCAGAAAGCUUUCAACUGUCUCAAGCAAGCGCUAGACGAUGAUGAGCAAUAAACCGCAAGUGGCUUUUUUUUCUCAAGAGGAGCUAACCACGGAGUUUUGAAGAGGAAAUAUAUUUCAUUUCUACUCUUCACCUCUGUUUCAGUUAGAGGACGUUAGGAGAGAGACUAUUGUACAAACUCAUAUUUUCUUUUGCUGUACCCAUUUUUUUUUUUUUCUUUCCA